Molecule: messenger RNA, 3541 nt
Organism: Eriocheir sinensis (Chinese mitten crab)
Lineage: Eukaryota; Metazoa; Arthropoda; Malacostraca; Decapoda; Varunidae
Exons: 5
Coding region: 94-759 (221 amino acids)
Biological process (GO): spindle assembly; microtubule organizing center organization
Source: RefSeq, a predicted model, not a curated record
AACCUGUCCCUUUGAUCUGGCAACACUGAGCCGCCGCCAUAGGUCCAAACAGGCAAAGAAAAGUUACGAGUAUUUUUUGACCUUUUUUCCGCCAUGGCCGCGCUGGUGACCCUUAAUGACCUGUUAUUGGCUCACGAGGGGAUCAAUGGCAUCAUCAAGACCCUGUACCCGCACCGAGGACGCCGUGACGAGGAGGAGGAGGGCGGGAGAAGGGAAAAUGAGGAGGAGUGUGACGGGGGGCAGCCCACCAUCACGGAGCUCUCCAAGGUGGAGCAUGAGGUGGACGGCUUCCUGGAGACUGUGUCAGCGCUGGAGGAGGUGCGGGAACAGCUGACCCUCACCCUUGAACAAGCCAACUCAGCCGUGCUCACCCAGGCCUCCGCCACACUCACCCACCCACAAGUUCUUGGGCGGCGCGUGGAGUGGUGCGUGGAGGCGGAACAACACAUGCGCACCAUCGUGGAGAACAAGGACUUGCUCAUCUACCACCUGCAGCAGCCCCUCGUGUCGACCUUCCUUACCAUGCACCACCGAUACCACAGGUCGCUGGUGAGCCUGGUGGGGGCGCUGAGUGACCUCCUGACCCGCCUUCACACCCACACUGACCUGCUUGAGAGACACGCCCGGCACUCUGCUCUGGACACUGUGGACAGCCUCAUCAGCAGCCUCACGCAAGCCGCCGCCACUCAGCGCAGCGUCCUUGGUGACAUCACGGCGCUGCAUAGUCUAGUGGCAUCCAUACUGCAGGAGCAAGAGUGAUGGAGGCCCUUGGUGGCUCCUGGUGGCACUAUUUGGAUCAGUGCGACACUUCAUCACAGCAUACUAGGACCAGAGCCACAGUUCAUCACAGCAUACUAAGACCAAUGCCACAGUCCAGCACAAUGCCGAUGUUAGUGCCCCAAACCAAAUGGUCUUUUUUUUUACUCAACAUCACCAUCAUCAUCAUUUCGUUUAACGUCCGUUUUCACUUCCUGAGCGGUUGGAUGCUGUAUGGCUAUCCUCCAUUCUACUCUGUCUUCUGCCCGAUGCUCAUCCAAUCUCAUCAAUGCCAAGUCUUCCUGUAAGCACCUUCUCCACGUGUUCCUAGGUCUGCCAACUGGUCUCCUUCCUUCUACCUCCUGAUGCUAAAGAGUUUUCCUGUGUGGUUUCCUUAAAUUUCUUACCUUCUGUUACCCUUGCCUUCUAUAUUAAUCUAUCUAUCUAUCUGUCUAAUCUUAUGUGUCGAUCUUCUGUUUGACCUUCUUUCAUACCUUCUAUCUUAACCUAUCUAUCGAUGUUUCUAUCUAUCAAUCAAACCUAUAUCAAUCCCAAACACUAUUAUAGAAGAAAUAUUUGUAGUGUUUUGUAUUUGGCUUGGUUUCGGCGCUAACAAACUCGCUGUGUUGGACAGUGGAAUAGGACCGAAGACUCCCUAUCCACCUUCACGACUCUUGGAUUGUCUUCUAAGCCUUGCGGUGGGGUUCAUCACGGCUCACGUCACACCCCUGGACAGCAGUGCCUUAUACUACUCACUCACUCCUUACUAUAGUCCUGAGUUUGCUUGUUAGAGUGUAUAUGUGUAUAGUAAUGUUAAUAAUUGUAUGAUAGUAGUGUGUGUAUAUAUGUGUAUGGUAAAUGGGUAUAGAGACAGCAGGAGUGUAUAGAAUGACUGGAAGGAAGGAAGCAUAAAGUUAAAUGGAGUCUCGGAGGAUGACAAAGGGAGUGAGAGAGAGUGGAGUACAGUGUUAGAGUCUAUUUAUUUAUGUCUUUGUAUGAUAGGUUUGAUUAUGUAAGAGUGUACAGCAUCAUGGCUUGGUAACACUUACACACACACACACACACACAUGCCCUGGUAAGUUGGUUCUCAGCACUUUGUUAUUAUAUUAGCUGUGGCAAGUUUCUCCAAGAGCUGAUGAUUGUUAAAGGUUCUGCUGUCUUAACAAUGUAACCUGUUGUCUCUGUUCCCUUGAGGCAGUGUGGGAAGUAUAUUUUUAAUCAUUAGUUUUUCAAGUGUUCAAGAGGAUUGAUUUUUCCAAGCAAGAUCUUUCCUCGAGAGUUGUAAUGUUUUCUUUGUUACCAGAGGAGUACCGUACAUCAAGUUUUUCAUACUUAUAAGAUGGAUUGAUAAGUUUUUCAUUUCUCAGGAGGGACAUAUAUAAUUUUUCCCAUACUAACUAGAGAAAUUUAGUUAUUUUUCCAUUUUUUUGAUUCAUGAAUUCACCAUCUUCUAAAAACCUAAGAAAUCUGUAAAAUCCUUUCUUGAAGUGUUAAGAAAAAUGAUCAGCCUUGGAGGAGCUAACACCCACAUUACAAGCUCUCCCUUGAUGUCACUUCCAACAAUUUAAGUCAGCCAGUGAACUUUUAAUGCUAUAAUUACUUGGGUUAAUGAGUACCCCCAUAUAUAAUAAUUCUUUCAGUAAUAUUAUGCCACAAACAGGCCAAGAAAACAUCCAACCCCUUAAGGAAAAAUGAUGCUUAACAAAGAGAAGAAAUAGGCCAAGAAAAAAUAAUUGGAAGUGAAGUAUGUCAAAUUUAAUAAAAAGCAGUUUAGAAGCCUUUAGUUUUUGAGUUGGUAAUGACGUCUCUUGGCAAGGUAGAGCUUGUAAGGCAGCCACAACCCACUUUGAUAUUUUAAGAUGAGAGGGAGAGUUUCUGUAGCUGGCAUGUAUGUGAAAUAUUCUGGACAUAUCUUGUGAACUGUGAGCAUAUUAAGGCUGUCAGUAACACAGUCGGAUAAGCGCCAACGGUCUGAAGUGGAGAGUAAAGUCCCGAAUGUCUUGUUGCGGAAUUCGAUAUAAUGUAAAAUCAUCCAUCAGAGAUUUCCCAGGCUGUCUGCAUAAGGUCCUGUAGCCAUAUCCAGAGAUAGCUUGAACACAACAGACCAUUCCUUAGCUGUAUCUUGGGUCCUGUAGCUAUGCCCAGAGAUUCUAUAUGUUAGGUGAAUCUCUCUAAAGGUUUAAAUCUAUACCUUUGACCACAUUGAAAGAAUCCUACUGUAGCGUUCUCAAGUCUGUGGCGGUGCACUUUUUUCCUCCUUUGAAUGUGAGAGGACGAAGAGGAUGUGUUAGUUACAUUUGAGGUUCUUGGGACGGUCUGUCUGAGGUGCCACAAGCCCCAGAGGAAGGCCAUGGCUGUCUGAGUGUGUUUCAUGGUGUUGCCGUAAGUGACUAUGUGAUGUGCAGUCUUCCGUGAGGUGUUGUGGGAGGAGGGAUGCUGAGGGAUGGAUUUCUGGAGGAGAGUUUGUAGGCUUGGGGUACAGUGAACAGGCUCUGAGAUGGAUUGGUGCUUGACCGACUGGGUUACUUGUGGUCUCAUUUACUUGUGUGUGUGUGUGUGUGUGUGUUGUAUUUUUUUUUUGUCCUUCAGAUGAGGCAUGGGAGGAGGUGAACCAGAGGAGGGGAGCAGAGAUCUCCACAAUCACCACCUCCCCUCUCUCAUCACCACCACCACCCUCUUCCACCAUCUAUACCUACCAUUGUGUGUGUGUGUGUGUGUGUGUUCACCUAUGUUGAUUCUGAAGGUGUGUUUCGGUGGGGGGAGUGGAGGGGAGGAAGGGAGGGAU